ACCGUUCGCCUGUUGCCCGUAAGGGCAGGCGGAAAUGAACGCUUUUGUCUGAUGGCGCUUGUUGUACGGAGGCGUCGGGAAGUGCCACUCCUGAUCUUAAAUUUUCGAGUAGGGCAGGGGCGAGAACAAUCUAGGACCUCUGUCAAAGCUGGCUUCUCGGACAACAGGCCUGUUAUUUAUUUUAUUUUAAUGUCAUGCGGUAUGGAUCAGGUCCUUGAACGUCAGCUGGCCAUUUUGGAUGAGGGCAUUGGUGGGUUUGAGAAAGAGGACGCUGCCGGAAACGCAUGCGCAAAAACUUCAUCUGUCAAGGGGGAGCGCUAAAAAGACCGAGUAGUUUUUCUUUGCUGGAAAAGAGCGUUGGUACCGAGAGAAAUUGGUUUCCUUGCUUUGAGUCUGCCUUGAGAUAUGAUGGCAAAGAAGUGGACCAAUGGACAUUCUUCUUCAAUACUAAGUUUAAAUGUGAGCAAAGAUGGUCUGCUGGCUUCAGGAGCAGAAGGAGGGGAGCUCACAAUUUGGAAUGCUGAAGGAAAUCCAUUAGAAUGUGUACAACUUCAAAAAGCAGAUGAUGUCACUAGCGUUAUAUUUUCUCCCACUUGUUCUAGACUCUAUGCUUCUCAUGGGGAGAUUAUUAGCAUGCUGGAUACCAGAUGUCUCAAGGAGCCAGUUGAAUGUUUCCAUGUAAAUGAGGAAGAGAUCAAUUGUCUUUCAGUUAAUGAAACAGACAGCUUCUUGGCUGCUGCAGAUGAUUCUGGAGCAAUAAAGAUAAUUGACUUACAAAACAAGAAGUUGAGUCGCUGCCUGCAGCGACAUUCAAAUAUUUGUGCAUCUACUGUGUUUCGACCCCAGAGACCUCAAAGCCUUCUUUCAUGUGGUCUGGAUAUGAAGAUUAUGAUGUGGAACUUGCAAAAAACUCGCCCACAGUGGAUUGUGAACUUGCAAGAAGAAGAAGCAGUUGAGCAAGAGAUUGGCCAACUCUUUAACCCACCAUUGGUCCAUUCAUUGUCUGUUUCUACUUGUGGCAAUGUCUUUGGCUGUGGAGCUGAAGAUGGUAAAAUCAGAAUCUUUCGGGUAACAGGUGCCAGGUUUGAACAGGAGAUGGCAUUUAAAGGUCACUCAUUAGGAGUGUCACAGAUUUUAUUUAUGCCAGAAAUGUACUGGUUCAUUACAGGGGGAAAUGAUGGCAGAGUAUUGUUGUGGGAUGUUAGCAAUGAAAUUGGAAAACUGAAAAGUCCAAACAAGUCAAUUCACAAAAAGAAAAAUGCCACCAAGAAAGUUGACAGAAUGAACCCAGAGCACACAAAUGAAUUCAUAUCCAUUUUACCCAAACUGACCAUUGAACAUGGAGAGAAAGUGAACUGGGUUUCAUAUGUGUCAAUUAAUGGUUCUAAGAGAAUAUUGGUUGCUGAUCAAAGUAGCGAUAUAUCCAUGUAUCCUAUUUCUUGAACCUAGGAAAGCAAUUAAUAUCUGGUAUUUUGGAUCUCCUAAUUUUAUGAUGCAUUAUCCCUACUACAAUAAAUAAGCGAAUUGUGGUUCUUCUGUGUACUACUAAAAAUAAUUAUUUUGGAAGUUUACACUUAGUUUACUCACACACAGUUUACACUUAGUUUAUCAUAUCACUGUUGGGAUAACUAACUGGUACGAUCUUACUGGUGAGCUUGCAAUAAAAUGUUAUCGUGUAUAUGUGAACAGAGAACUGGGUUUUAAAAUGAGGGAAAACUGGAGACUGUCUAUUUAAACAUAUGUUCUUAUAAAUUCUACUGGCAGAAAUAGAUUUUUAAGUUACUUGUACUUAUGGUUAAGAAAUAAAAACUGAGAUGAUAAAUGGCUUGAAGGACCUGAACUAGUUCUCCAAACCUCUCCUCUCAGUGUUUCAGAGGAUCAGCAGCAGAUUCAGACAAUAAUGGAUUGUUCGGUCCAGAGUGAAGCUCCUGCUACAGUAUGCAUGGAACCUGGCCCUUUUAAAUGGUUGACAAGGUGUUUUUAUCAGAAAGUCCAGUAUGUGGGAUCUGACAUUUGCUCUGCUAUACUGAUGGCUGAUAUCAGGUCUAUUCAAGAUCAUUAAUGCUCAAUUUUACACCUCUGGCAUAUAUGGGGAACUAUUAUUGUUUGAAGAAAAAAAAUGAGUUUAUUUUAAUUUUUUCUUAUAUAAUUUUCAAACUAUAUUUAAGUUAAAAGAAUUCAAUUCAUCAAUUGCCUGCUGUUGCCCGAAUGUUUUGUGUUUGGUUUCAUUUUGUAAACGUACUACAUUAUAUGCCAGCAUUCUGGUUCUUUACUGAACUAGUUUUUCAUGUCUUUGAAUGUAUAGUACUUUGAUGCCAGUUGGACUGAAGCUCACAGUUUUUAGAUCUGUGGAGAGUUUUUACAUGUGUCAUCUUUUGGCUCAAGGUACUGUAUAUUCUAGACAAGGUCUUUUCUCUACAUCUUGAUUUCUAAACAGUGAUCUUAAAAAUUAUACAGCAAAUAUAAGGUUCUUCUAAAAACUGUACUGGUACUUUUCUCAGUUUAUUCCCAUAUUUAGUUGGCAUUCUCAAAAUCAGAAUGGUUGUGUUAGAGACUUCUGGCUUGCUACAAUGCUACAAUGCUUAUUUAUUUAUUAUUUAUUAAACUAGUAUGCCACCUGAC
Candoia aspera is the source of this 2622-nucleotide messenger RNA. It is a transcript of the gene WDR53, whose product is annotated as WD repeat domain 53. NCBI's taxonomy places the organism in Eukaryota, Metazoa, Chordata, Lepidosauria, Squamata, Candoiidae. The transcript has 3 exons. The record is from RefSeq and is a predicted model, not a curated record. The coding region runs from base 406 to 1443 and encodes 345 amino acids. Gene Ontology annotation, molecular function: protein binding.